CUCUCCCCAAGCAUAGUCAUCAAUUGAUAGACGGGAACAAUAUGGGAGGGUGUGCAACAAAGGCCAGGGUUUCAAAGACCGAAGCUGCCGACAAGCAGGCCAACGAGCCGCCUCCAGAGGCGAAGAAAGCGGUAAUGGUGGUGAUGGAAGCUGGAAGAGAUUACAGCGAGAGACUGAAGGAGAUCGUCAGUGACGACGGCGUCAAUGACAAGGGCGAUGAGCAUGGCAUUCAUAAGGGUCGUUCCCUCAGUCUCUUGUUUGGAGAGAUAAAAGAGGCGAAGAAAGAGGUGACGGUGGAGGCUGGAGAUUACAGCGAGAGAGUGAAGGAGAUCGUCAGUGAUGACGACGACAACGAGGAGGUCGAUAGGCAUGGCACUCAUAAACGUCGUUCCCUCAGUGCCUUAUUCGAAGAGGUAAAAGAGGCGAAGAAAGAGGUACUGGUUAUGGUAGAAGCCGGAGAAUACGGCGAGAGAGUGAAGGAGAUCAUUGCCGACGAUGAUGUCACUGACAAGAUCAAUGAGCAUGGCACUCAUAAACGUCGUUCCCUCAGUCUCUUGUUCGAAGAGGUGACAGAAGCGAAGAAAGAGGUGACGGUAGAAGCCGGAGAUUACAGCAAUAGAGUGAAGGAGAUCGUCGGCGAUGACGACGCCGACGCCAACGACAAGUUCGAUAGGAAUGGCACUCAUGCACGUCCUUCCCUUAGCGUCAUAUUCGAAGAGGUAAAAGAGGCGAAGGAAGAGGUGAUGGCUAUGGUGGAAGCCGGAGAAUACGGCGAGAGAGUGAAGGAGAUCAUUGGCGACGACGACGUCGCCGACAAGAUCGACGAGCACGGAACUCACAAACGCCGUUCCCUUAGCCUCUUGUUCGAAGAGGAGUGCAAGGACUCAGCCGUAGAGGACAAGGCAUCGGCUGAGCUAGAGAAGCAAGGGAAACAAUCAUGCAAGGGAGACAUUCCAAACAACAACUUGGCCAGUGAACCCAAACGAAUUGGAAAAUCAGAAGUUACAGUUGAAGAAGAGCAACUUGCUUUCACUGCUGGAGAUGCCGCUCGAGAAGGGUCUGAUGGAACCCAGAAAGGAGAUGGGGCGACGCCGGAACUCGUCAGAAAGUUGAAACAGAUGGAGAAAAUUCAAGGGAAAAAGCCGAUGAGAAGGUGGAAAUGAUGUCAUUAAGGCAGCUGCAUAGCUUAUGGUUUGAGCUUAUAAGGAGUAGUUUUCCAUGGCAACACAUGUAAUGAUCCUUGGGCGUCGUUCGCCCGUUUGUGAUCAGAACUUAUACUUUUGGCUUACUUUGAUUAUUCCUAGUUUGAGUUCUGGCAUGACAAUGAUGUUGCUGUUUUUGCUUAACUUUAGCUUGGAUGUCAUUGAAGCGAACUUUUUU
This is a messenger RNA of Rhodamnia argentea, 1380 nucleotides long. RefSeq lists its product as uncharacterized. The coding region runs from base 42 to 1163 and encodes 373 amino acids. The record is from RefSeq and is a predicted model, not a curated record. The transcript has 2 exons. Lineage: Eukaryota; Viridiplantae; Streptophyta; Magnoliopsida; Myrtales; Myrtaceae.